CCCGUUUCUCUGCAAACGUAGUUUCUUCACCUCCCACCGAUUUUCUUUUGCUCUUCCGGAGCGGCAAAUUUUAGUUUCUUCGCUCUCCUUGAGACGCCCUAAUUGAUUUUCAGGAAAAAAAAAGAUGGACUUUGAUGACGAAGACAAACCAAAAGAGGUUUCCAAAACCCGCAGAUUUGCACCUGGUCGUGCCGGAAAGUCCAAACCCAAACCUAAACCGGAAGAGAAAGCCGACCCGCCGUCACAAACUGAUACUCCAUCGGAGUCGGUGAGCAAGAGUGAGCACGACGUUGAUGCGAAAUCCGCUGGCCCCAAGGUUGAGCCUGAGGUCUACAAUGGCGCCGUUAAAAUGGAGAUUGAUUCAAAAGUGGAUAAGGAGCUGGAGUCUACGGAAGCUGAGUUGAUGGAGGAAGAUCAGCUUCCACUUCAGGAGGAGGAGAAGGUAGAAGAAGAAGAAGACUUUGUUGUUCGUGAAAUUGACGUUUUCUUCAAUCCGUCUAUUGAUGCAAACACUAAGCUUUAUGUUCUACAAUAUCCUCUAAGACCGUCUUGGCGUCCAUACGAAAUGGAUGAACGAUGCGAAGCAGUUAGAGUGAAUCCUUCGACCUCCCAGGUGGAAAUUGAUUUGUCUAUGGAUGUCCAUUCGAGGAACUAUGACUCCAAGUUUGGAAGUGAAUUACAUAUGACUAAGCAGACCUUGACAACAACAUGGAAGCAGCCUCCUACAUUGGAUUAUGCUGUAGGGGUUCUUUCAGGUGAUAAGUUACACUUGAAUCCUGUUCAUGCUGUUGCUCAGCUCCGACCGUCUAUGGAGUAUCUUUCAUCCAAAAAGAAACACGCAGAAGCUACUGGAGAAUCUGUUGGAACAUCAAAAAGACAGAACAAGGGAGUGCAGGCUUCGACGGAUCAGAAACCGAUUCCUGAAGAAAAUUGGGUUGCACUCAAGUAUCAUGGACUUCAGUCAGAAUUUUGCUCCAGAUAUCUUAACGGAAUGAUGGCCAAUGGGAACUCUUCAAUAGACUUCAACAUGAGCCCGGACGUUUAUAUCAACUCACUGUGCCGUGGGGAAAGCAGCAGAAACUCUGAAUCAAGAGAUUCAUCGAAAAGGGUCUUAACCUCCCUACCGCUUGAAGAACGUGUGCAAAAGCUGCUCUGCCAGGGACCUCCCUUAUUUCGAUACAGUGUUCUUAAGCACUAUGCCCCAGAGUUCUCAGACAACGAUUUCUUAAAGGUCCUCCAAGAUUAUGCCUGGUUAGUUCAAGGUUUAUGGACUCCCAAAACUAGGCUACUACAACUUGACGGGCCCCAAGAGGCUUCCAGGGAUUAUGUCCUGAUGCUGUUUAGCAAGGGUUCAACUAUAACGUACUCUGAGGUUGCAGCAACUGGUCGCCUUAAGGAAAAGAUAACAAGUAUGUUGACUAAAUUUGCCAAAGAAAGGCCCCUGCUAUGUGAUUGGAAGUUCAAAGAGCCCGCUGAUGUUUCGUUCAUAAAAUCAUACAAGGAGAUUGCUAAUAAGCAAGAAAUCUUUUGGAAGGCUCUGGACGAAAAGCUUACACCAAAGAUAACACAAGGAGGCAAAAGUAGAGCUGAUAACUUAAGGAAUGGUGUAGGCAAAAAUCCUUCAGGUACAGUUAAACCAGAGAUCCCAACAACUCUCUCAGACAAAGGAGGAAGUUCAAGAAAUGCAAUACAUCGUUUUGUUGGACAAAAAAUGUCAGAAGAUAUUCGGAGGGCGAUACUAAAGGCCUUGAAAAAGGUGUUUCAAUCUCACAAAGUUUGCAGCUACGAGACGAUCUGCCAAAGACUUAGGGAUCUUGCAGUUUCCACAUCAAAUAAUCCAAAGGCUGAUUCAGGCAUGGCACAACAAGUGGCGUUAGCUGUGGAUGCUCACAAAGAAGAGCUCCAACAAAUUAUAAGUGAAGUGACUGUUGACAUCCACGGCUCUUUUGUCUAUAAGUUGUCUCCAGACCAUCCAGAACAUGACCCUCUCAGGAGCGUGGUUAUUGACCUCUUACUUGGAAAUUCACCUGGAGCAAAGCUUAUGAGAGCUGAUGUAUUUGUAGCAGGCGAGACCGUACUUCGUCGUAAAAUCACCAGCAACGAAUACCAAAAGGUGAUGCACGACCUCUGUGAAAGCAGCUCGUCAGGAUGGGUUUUACAGAAACCUCGAUGAGUGGCAUCAGAGGAAAGAAUUUAAUGAUAUAAAAGUUUUGAUAGAAAACUAGAGAUUCAUUUUGUAACCAUUUACGAUUCACUAGACUUGACUUACAUUGUCGUAUUUUUCUUUACUUGGCUGGCAAUAUUAGCUUCGUUUCAGGUAUUUUGUCUACUU
Eutrema salsugineum is the source of this 2332-nucleotide messenger RNA. RefSeq names its product DNA-directed RNA polymerase III subunit RPC5. Gene Ontology annotation, biological process: DNA-templated transcription. The coding region runs from base 125 to 2173 and encodes 682 amino acids. Lineage: Eukaryota; Viridiplantae; Streptophyta; Magnoliopsida; Brassicales; Brassicaceae. The transcript has 14 exons. The record is from RefSeq and is a predicted model, not a curated record. Gene Ontology annotation, cellular component: nucleus; RNA polymerase III complex.